Messenger RNA from Lepisosteus oculatus (spotted gar), 1903 nucleotides. It is a transcript of the gene hs3st1, whose product is annotated as heparan sulfate (glucosamine) 3-O-sulfotransferase 1. The record is from RefSeq and is a predicted model, not a curated record. Gene Ontology annotation, molecular function: [heparan sulfate]-glucosamine 3-sulfotransferase activity. NCBI's taxonomy places the organism in Eukaryota, Metazoa, Chordata, Actinopteri, Semionotiformes, Lepisosteidae.
AUUACGCUAAAGUGAGUCACGGAAGGAGGGGGCAGUGUUAGCGUCCUGGGCGUGUGAUACUUAAACUGGAGAAUAAGACUAGUAGGAGUCAUAAGCCAUUUACAACUUCACUUGUGUGGUUUGCUGGUCAAGGUAGUGUAAAAAUAGGCUCAAUUGCUGCCGAGAUUUUCGGGAGGUUAUUACCAUUUGAACAGUUCUUGUGUACUCCGAAAGAAGUGGCGGAACCCUGUCUUGACUUUAAGUGUCACUGAUCAAAACAGAGUGUACAAAACCACCCAGGAAUUCUUUUUGUUUCAGAAGGACAUUCUGUAGCAACUGCUAGACGUGACUACCUUAUUUGAGAGAAAUUCCAGCAUUUUCAAGGAUCUGAAGUUCACCGGCUUCUUUUCAAUGUGGGAUAAAGUUUUGUUCCUUCCGCCAGGCUGAAUUUGACCAGGUUGAGGACCUCUCUGAUGGCGGCUUUCCUGUUUGGAUUGUUUUUUCUUGUGGUACAGCCACCUUCUGUUCCUUCCAGACCCACUGAAAGCAAAGAUGGUGGUGUUGCUAAACAGGUUUUAGAAAAUGUGGUACAUGGGGCUUCCUCACACCACAGUGACUCAGAGCUGCCUGUUCAUUCUAAUGGAACUAUCCAACAACUGCCUCAAACCAUAAUCAUUGGAGUAAGGAAAGGGGGUACAAGGGCCUUAAUUGAAAUGCUCAGCCUCCAUCCUGACAUCACAGCAGCAGAAAAUGAGGUUCACUUCUUUGACUGGGAGGACAACUUUAAAAAGGGAUUUCAGUGGUAUGUCAGCCAAAUGCCUUUCUCUUUCCCUCAUCAGAUCACAGUUGAGAAAACCCCUGCCUAUUUCACUUCCAGUAAAGUGCCAGAGAGAAUUCAUCACAUGAAUCCUGAUAUCAAGCUUCUUCUAAUACUAAGAGACCCAACAGAGAGAGUCCUGUCAGACUAUACGCAAGUUUUUUAUAACCGUCUUCAAAAGCACAAGCAAUAUCAAUCCAUUGAGUCAGUUCUCAUUAAGAAUGGGGAAAUUAAUUUGGAGUACAAAGCUUUAAACAGAAGUCUUUAUUACCUGCACAUGCAGAACUGGUUGAAGUACUUUCCUCUCGACCACAUUCAUGUGGUAGAUGGAGAUCAGUUAAUCAAGGACCCUUUUCCUGAAAUGAAAAAAGUUGAGAAGUUUUUAAACCUCUCACCUCAAAUCAAUACAUCAAAUUUUUAUUUCAACAAAACAAAGGGCUUUUACUGCCUGAGGGAUCAUGGCAGAGAAAGGUGUUUACAUGACUCAAAAGGAAGGGCACAUCCUCAUGUAGCCCCCCAGAUACUCGACAAGCUGUACAAUUUUUUCCAUGAACCUAACCGAAAAUUCUUCGAACUCAUUGGCAGGACUUUCAGUUGGAAAUAAUCUGUAUCUGUGUCUAGCAAACUGAGCCCAUUCCAGCAGUAUAAACUAUGUGUAGUAUUCAAAGAUAAUAAAUCUUAACUGUAAAUUACCACUGUACAGUAUAAAUAUUAUAUAAGCUAAAUAUAUUUUUUUACGUUUCAAAAGUUAUAGUUUAAAAAACAAUUGUAUGAUUCAUUUUUAUUUUGUAUUUUAUUUUUCAUAGAAAGCAUGGUUCCUACUUGUAAUGCAAUUAAAAUUGUGAAUGUGUGUUUUCUGUAUUUUGAUGCCCAUAGAAGGGAUGGCUUGGUUUUGUGGAUACCUGUGCAAGUCGAUUAUUUUUGGUUUUCGCGGUUUGGGCAGUUUAAUUUUUAUAUACUAUUUAAUAACACAACUUUAGUUUUAUUUGCACACAGUCUGACAUAUUCACAGACUUUUAGGAUUGUAUUAACAUAAAAUCACUUUAUUAGCCCUAUACAACUUCUUGCAUUAGGAAUUCAUCUUUUUGCAUACCCCAGAUUGCUCUC